AUGGCGCUCGGUGUCGGCGGCAUCGCGCUCAGGACAGGCCAUGCGGCGUUCGGGGGUGUGACGGCAGGGCAGAACCGCUGGGUUGAGGAGGGGUGGGAGGCGCGAAGGAUGCGGGAGCAGCCACAGGCCAGGCUGGGGCAGCGGCUGAGGGAGCCUGAGAGAGCAGGAGAGGCCACCCGAGCCGGGGAUUCUCUGAAUUGUCAUGCUCGGCAGGCUUGGCGCCAACUUGGCGCCAUGCCAGCUGUACCGCUCCGCCGGGCCUGUUAUGCACAGAGUCCGUGCGCGUCCCAGGCGCGUCCAUCCUUCGUGCUCUCCAGAUGCGAUCAUGGAGCUCGCAGCACGCCCUGCUGA
Messenger RNA from Fomitopsis serialis, 351 nucleotides. RefSeq lists its product as uncharacterized. Bases 1 to 351 code for a protein of 116 amino acids. The record is from RefSeq and is a predicted model, not a curated record. Lineage: Eukaryota; Fungi; Basidiomycota; Agaricomycetes; Polyporales; Fomitopsidaceae. The transcript is spliced from 2 exons.